Molecule: messenger RNA, 2853 nt
Organism: Babesia sp. Xinjiang
Lineage: Eukaryota; Apicomplexa; Aconoidasida; Piroplasmida; Babesiidae
Exons: 2
Coding region: 1-2853 (950 amino acids)
Biological process (GO): transcription initiation at RNA polymerase I promoter
Cellular component (GO): nucleus
Molecular function (GO): RNA polymerase I core binding; RNA polymerase I general transcription initiation factor activity
Source: RefSeq, a predicted model, not a curated record
AUGGCAGGGAAACUUAACGAUAUAGUGUCAGGACGAAACAUAGAUGACAAUGCACUGAGACAGUUCAUACGCAUCUUUGCUGAGGAAUUCUGCUGGUCAUCAGCGACUGAUGACGAGAUACAACGCUGCACGAAUGCUGUCGUCAAUUUCGUCAUCGUCGAUAACAGUUUGGCAACAGCGGUUAUUCAGGAAUUGAUGCAGAAGUUGCGACCAGUUAGUGGCGAGAAUGCCAAAAUAGACCUUUGCGGUCAAGUGUUUGACGGGGUACUAGACUUGAAAAAGAGAUUGAGACAUAUAUUGGUAGACAGUCCGUCAGAUGUUUGUCUCGAAGGUGAUGAUUUGAAGCUAUUAUUAGCAAUAUUGAAAUAUCAUCCAAGAUGUAGAAACGACAUGGAGAAUAUUAACCAUGUGUUUCCAUCAGUACACUUCAAUCCGAAAUACCACGGUAUGCGCUGUUUUUUCUAUCGUCGAAAUGAUGGUAGUUGCGUGGAUUUCAGUUAUGCGCGAUGCGCUGAUUAUGUGAAGACGCGAUAUUCGCGCUUCCAUGAAAGCAUCUGUGAUGUGAUCGUUGAGCUUUGUAGGCUCUUCCCCAGGGUCAUCGGCGUAGUGGCCGAUACUGUGGAGUUGAUUUAUCCACACUACAAUCUGCCCGUAGAACACCAUGUAUCGGUUGCCAGGGCGCUAUGUAACAUUGCACGGCGAGUUAAGCCGCUGCUGUCAGCAGUGUAUCGAAUCCUGCUGAAAAAAAUGACAAUCAUUGAUGCUGAAAUUAAGGUGGAUGAUACCUCAUACUUCAGUGAAGAGAAGAUAAAAGCAUUACGUGUCGAAACCAUGAAGGAGCUUGCUGCUAAGCUUAAAGAUGGUGACAUCAAUAUUGAUGAGGCAAAGGAACGUAUCGGUAACCCUGAAUGGUUCCAAGAACUGUAUGCGAGUACACGUACAGAUGAAGAUAUUGAUGGUAUGACACAAAAAUUAGAUGCACUCAUGGCGAUUAUGUUCGAUGAGAUAGAGCAGGUAAUAACAAUGAACAUGGUCACUCCGUCAACUGAAUGCAAACGUAGUUCACGUAGAAGUAGUGAACUUACAGAAUCAUCAGAUGCAGAAACUGAUUCUGAUGGGGACUACACUCAAUAUGAUUGGGGAUCCCGUUCUAGUGAAAUAGUCGAUGUUAAACAAGAGGUUGGUUCUAGCGGCAAUGUUGCUCUGCAAGAAACCACUUGUGUAUCAUCUUCUGGCUCUGUGAAAUCUGAAUGCCAACAAAACAGACAACUUACCACAGUAGCGGACGUAAUAGUCUCAGAAAUGUUUGAUGUCCUAGAGGAUGUCAUUGUCCCUACGCAGAAAUGUAAAUAUGUACAGUUUCUGUACAUACACUUAGUUUCUUUUCAGAUGUCAUGGGCACAUCUGUUCCUACAGAGGCUCCUUCUGAUACUCUAUGACGAGGAGGCACAUUCUGUGCGUCGCAAAUAUGCGGCAAGCUAUAUUGCCUCUAUGGUAUGUCGUGCAACCUUUAUCAAGGGGCAAGUUGUAUGUAGCAUAGUUUACUAUCUGUUUUCUGUCCUUGCUAAAUUCGAACACCUGUUAGUACAUUGGCAAGAUUCUGCCACCUCUAGUGUAACUUCUGAUCUCACACCUCGAUCGAGGAACAGAUACGGCGAAUCUUCCGACAUGCGGUCUACGGCACAAACAAGCCGUUUGUUUUCGCUUAUCCAAGAUAUACUCCACAUCGUAGGUUACCAUGCCGAUACACUGGGAGCGUCACCUCGCUGUGUCCGUUAUCUACAGGAAGGUGGCAACUCUUUGUCAGCUUUCAUCGACAGUCAUCUCCACCCUGUGGGUCGUAUACGUGAGAAGGUGGUUGAUGAUGCUAUAUCGGCGACGUCUAUAGUCCCUAGUCUGCGGAAGCUACACAUAUCACUAGUGCGUGCUAAAGAGGCGGUGUUCAGCAAUGAUUCGGCAUGUAUCAAAGGGUAUUCUUAUAGGUAUAUAAAGGGAUCUUUUCCGUUUGACAAUUUCGUUCUGUACCACUCCCGUUAUUUCAUCCGCGAGAAAUAUCGCACUCAAACGUUCUAUGAACAGCAAUGUGAGAAGUCUAAUAUUAAACCAGAAAACUUCGAAACUGAUGUUACUGAAGCGAUGCAAAGAACCGUCGCGUCAAAUGUGUAUAUGCCUUGUGGAUAUUCGAUUGGUCGUUUACCUUCAAAAGUUGAAGAAGAUGAAGUCACCGUGGAUCAUGUUGACUCAUGCGCCUCUGGUUCAAGUCCCUCUUUGCGCGCAGUAGGAUCAGUGUACUCGAUGCAAGGUAUGGAUACUAGUGACUGGGGAGCGUUAAAGGCGGAAAGUUGCGGCUACGCAAGUAGCUGUGACGAUCGAGGAUCUCAGAACUCUAUUGGUGGUUCGAGUUCCAUAUCUCAAGUUAUAAAGGAGCGGUUACUGCACAAGCAUCGUCGUCCUGAGAGUUUGAAGAGCUAUGGCGUGGAUUCCUUUUACGAUUUCUGGGAGAAUGACUAUGUUGAUGGAUCUUCACACAUAUCUGACCUUGAUAUGGUGAUGAGAUCUGGUACCUACAAGAAACUUAAAAGCGAGCGCACUCGGCAGGUUGAAUUUGAGCCUGUGGCACGCGGCGCGUCAACCCGUGAGGAAAGCAGUGAUAACCAUCAGCUCAUAGUUAUCGGUAUCGACCAAUUAGAUGACUUUGAACUUUCACUUUCAAGUUCCAUCCUGGUUAACGCACCCCGCCGUGGAUCCGGUCGUAUAUUCGACCUGUUGACGUCAACAGCUGCUUACAAAUCUGCUAUAGUGAACUCAGAAGUGACUAAAAGGAGUAACAAGCAAUAUCAGGGCACAUAUUAA